AUGGCGACGCACAACAUUGUCGUGUUUGCUGGCGACCACUGUGGUCCCGAGGUCGUCGCGGAGGCUGUCAAGGUGCUCAAGACAAUUGAGGCCAAUAGCCCUUCGGCCGGCAAGUUCAACUUGCAGGAUCACCUCCUCGGCGGUGCCUCUAUCGACGCCACCGGAUCCCCUCUCACUGACGAGGCCCUCGCCGCCGCCAACGGAGCCGAUGCCGUUCUUCUCGGCGCGAUCGGCGGCCCGAAAUGGGGUACCGGCGCCGUCCGCCCGGAGCAGGGGCUUCUCAAGCUUCGCAAGGAAAUGGGCACCUACGGUAACCUGCGCCCCUGCAGUUUCGCCUCCGAGGCCCUCGUCGACUUUUCUCCCCUCAAGGCCGAGGUCUGCCGCGGCACCGACAUGGUCAUCGUCCGGGAGUUGACAGGCGGCAUCUAUUUUGGCGAGCGCAAGGAGGACACGGGCGACGGCAAGGCGUGGGACAGCGAGCCGUACUCGCGCGAGGAGGUUGAGCGGAUCGGCCGCCUGGCGGGCUUUCUUGCCAUUGCCCGCGGCGAGAAGACGGUGUGGAGCUUGGACAAGGCCAACGUGCUGGCGACGAGUAGACUGUGGCGCAAGGUCAUUACGGAGCUGUUCGAGCGGGAGUUCCCCCAGCUCAAGAUCGAGCACCAGCUCAUCGACUCCGCCGCCAUGCUGCUCGUCAAGAGCCCCCGCGCGCUGAACGGUGUCGUUGUUACGAGCAACCUUUUUGGUGACAUCAUCUCCGACGAGGCGAGUGUCAUCCCCGGCAGCAUCGGUCUGCUGCCCAGUGCCAGCCUGAGCGGCAUUCCCGACGGCAAGGGCAAGUGCAACGGUAUCUACGAGCCUAUCCACGGCUCUGCCCCCGACAUCUCCGGCAAGGGCAUCGUCAACCCCAUUGGUACGGUCCUCUCUGUCGCCAUGAUGCUGCGCUACUCUCUCAACCUGCCUAAGGAGGCCAAGGCCGUCGAGGAUGCCGUCAAGGCCGUCAUCGACAACGGUAUAAGGACAAAGGACCUCGGUGGCACCGCCGGCACCCAGGAGGUCGGCGAUGCCAUCGUCACGGAGCUGAACAAGAUCCUCAAGGCAUAG
This is a messenger RNA of Colletotrichum graminicola M1.001, 1101 nucleotides long. Its product is annotated as 3-isopropylmalate dehydrogenase. The record is from RefSeq and is a predicted model, not a curated record. The coding region runs from base 1 to 1101 and encodes 366 amino acids. Gene Ontology annotation, cellular component: cytosol. NCBI's taxonomy places the organism in Eukaryota, Fungi, Ascomycota, Sordariomycetes, Glomerellales, Glomerellaceae. Gene Ontology annotation, molecular function: magnesium ion binding; 3-isopropylmalate dehydrogenase activity; NAD binding. The transcript is spliced from 5 exons. Gene Ontology annotation, biological process: L-leucine biosynthetic process.